Molecule: messenger RNA, 1170 nt
Organism: Microcebus murinus (gray mouse lemur)
Lineage: Eukaryota; Metazoa; Chordata; Mammalia; Primates; Cheirogaleidae
Source: RefSeq, a predicted model, not a curated record
AUGGUGGGCGCCGGCUCAGCGGCGGCGCGGGCGCUGCACUCCGCGGGGGCCGAGGACGGGGGGCGGCGGCCGCAUGCCCCGCGCGCAGCCAGGGAUCACGGCGCCCGCGGCUGGGCGGGAGGCGGUGGCGGCUGCGCUGGCCCGCGCCCCGCCGCCACCAUCCCUCCCGGACCGCUCACAGCCGAGUCGCGGGCCCGCCGCUGCCCUGGCCGGCCGGCCGGGACGCCCGGGGUGCAGCUGCUAGGGACGUCCCCGGCGGGCGGCUCUGGGCAGGGGAGGGGCUGGCUCCGUGCUGCGGCCGCGACUUGUGCCCGGAGACGCGCCCCACGCCGAGGCUCCCCUGCGCGCCGCACACUCUGCCCUUCGCCUCCGCCCCUUCCCCUCCUCCCCCCGGCCCGCCGGGCUCCACUUUCCUCCCCUUCUUUCUCCUCCCCUUCUCUCCCCUGCCAGGCCCCCGCCCGGCCGCCAGACGGUCAGUUUACGGCGAGGCGGGGUGGGGCGGGGCGAGCUCUGGGCCGGGCCAGCUCCGCCCUGCGCGGGGACGGCUGGGGACUGGAGGCCCGACGGCGCCCAGGUGGAAGUCCCUUCCGGCGCACUCGUGGGGUGGGGAGUUCGCAACAACAGGGUAGGGGUCCGUUCCGGGUUCUCGGCAGCCUGUCCCUGCGGGAGGGGGGCGGGGCGCGCUCCCUGCGGCCAGCCCAGAUUGCUCGGGCCGAAGGCGGUGGCGGACACAGAGCAGGUACUGUGGGAUCCCGCCGUGACCCUCUCGGCCCCUCAAAGCCUCGCGGCCAGCUGGGCCCUCGGCGGAGGCGGGACGCAGGCGCCCGCGCAUGCAACCUCAAGGCGACGAUCUGCGUGGGGAGAGGAGAGCACGGGGGGCCUGGAGGCACAGAUGAGAAAAUAGAAUACCAGAGAAAUUAAGUGAUGUGUUUAAAUGUCACAUCCAUGGAUGGGGACCAAGCCAUGGCUAUUUACAAUAGCAGGGAGCUUCCUCCUUGCUCUUUCUCUUUCAUUUGAAAGGGGGAGAAAAGAAUAGAAAAGAAAGGAAAAGAAAAGAAAAAGAAGAGAAAGAAAAAAGUCUUCGGGGCUCCUGGAUUGAAGAUACAACUGCCAGGUCCCUGUUCUGCCCUGAGGCAUUUCACCCUGCAAAGCCACACACAAAACCCAGAG